AGCUGAAUCAUACCACGUGGAGCCUGCUUUUUCCCCUGCCAACGAUCUCCCCUCGCACUAUUUCGCCCCAUGUCAUCUGCAUGCCGUAGUUUUUUAAAAAUUUAACAACAAUUCUUUUUUUGAAUAUAUUGUUCAUCUUUGAUCCCUCCGCCAGGGAGUUGUAAUAGGCGAGGGAGGUCGAAAGGGUCCCAUUCUUAUUGUUUUCGACGAUUAUUGUGAGGAGAAGGCAGUUGAAGAGUGUUGAAUGCAGCCAACACGCAGACGGCCUCUUCCAGGGCCUUCACAUUUGUGAUCUCCGCCUUCUUCUCUAUUAAUUCUUCUGCAUUUCCAUUUUUCAGAGUAAGGAGAAGGAUUAAACACAUACCCACUUGAUUACAGUAUGUCUACAAUGUCUACAUUUGCAGCUUGCAGAAUCGGGGCUCCUCAGGCUCCUUGUGGGCUGCUGGAACAGUCCCCAAAAGUGGGGUUGCUUCGUAAGGAUUUUAAUGUCUCCAAUCCACAUUUUUCUAAGAGUGUUUCCAAAAGCGUUUUGCAGAGGGCUUCUUGUUCUGCCAAGAGGAAACCUCGUGCCCCUGUCGCUGCAGUGGCAUCUGCCUCAGCGGUUGUUGAGAAGGUGCAAAGCAAGUCAGACCCGUUAAUCACGAGGGAGGAGGGCUUGGUGCUGUACGAGGAUAUGAUUUUGGGAAGAUCAUUUGAAGACAUGUGUGCUCAAAUGUAUUACAGAGGAAAGAUGUUUGGGUUCGUACAUCUUUACAAUGGGCAGGAGGCAGUCUCCACUGGAUUUAUUAAGGCUCUUGAAUCCCAUGACUUUGUUUGCAGUACUUACAGAGAUCAUGUGCACGCUCUCAGCAAGGGCGUAUCUGCACGUGCAGUAAUGAGUGAGCUUUUUGGCAAGACUACUGGUUGCUGUAGAGGGCAAGGAGGCUCUAUGCAUAUGUUCUCUAAAGAACAUGGUGUAUUGGGUGGUUUUGCAUUUAUUGGCGAAGGAAUUCCUGUUGCCACUGGAGCUGCUUUUAUGUCAAAGUAUAAAAGAGAAGUUAUGAAGGAUGAUAAAUCUGAUAAUGUCACUGUUGCAUUUUUUGGAGAUGGUACCUGUAACAAUGGCCAGUUCUUUGAAUGCUUGAAUAUGGCUGCCCUUUGGAAGCUUCCUAUUAUUUUUGUGGUGGAGAACAAUCUAUGGGCUAUUGGAAUGUCUCAUAUUAGAGCUACUUCUGAUCCAGAAAUCUGGAAGAAAGGACCAGCAUUUGGGAUGCCAGGAAUUCAUGUGGAUGGUAUGGAUGUGUUGAAAGUUAGAGAGGUAGCCAAGGAGGCUAUAGCCAGAGCAAGAAGGGGUGAUGGACCUACUCUGGUUGAAUGCGAGACAUAUAGGUUUAGAGGACAUUCUCUUGCCGAUCCAGAUGAGCUUCGUAAUCCUGCGGAGAAGGCUCACUAUGCAGCAAGAGACCCAAUUGUGGCUUUGAAGAGUUACCUAAUUGAGAACAAUCUUGCCAAUGAAUCAGAUCUUAAGUCAAUUGAAAAGAAAAUUGAUGAGCUGGUUGAAGAGGCUGUUGAAUUUGCAGAUGCAAGUCCUCUCCCCGAGCGUGGUCAGCUUCUGGAAAAUGUGUUUGCAGAUCCCAAAGGAUUUGGGAUUGGCCCAGAUGGGAGGUAUAGAUGUGAGGAACCAGGGUUUACUCAAGGCACAGCUCAGGUUUAAAUUUGGAUGACUAUGUUUUUUAAUUAUUUGAUUAAGCAUAAAGAUUGUUCAGGAUGGAGACUUUCAAUACUUAAAUGGUGAUCUCAAUGAUCAUUGGUAUGUAAAUGAACUUUCUCCAUGAGCUAAAUGAUGGUUGUUAUCUGUUCGAACAGCAUUUUUUUGAUUGAUUUUGUUUUUAGCUUAAGUUUGGAGUGACAAUAUGACAUUGUAGACAUGCAGCUCUAACAAAAAUUAAGUUAUUCAAUAGUUCUAGCUCUGUUCCAGAAUAAAUAGCAGUAUUGCAUUAUUUUAUCAA
Messenger RNA from Cryptomeria japonica (Japanese cedar), 1988 nucleotides. RefSeq names its product pyruvate dehydrogenase E1 component subunit alpha-3, chloroplastic. Lineage: Eukaryota; Viridiplantae; Streptophyta; Pinopsida; Cupressales; Cupressaceae. The transcript has 3 exons. The coding region runs from base 380 to 1693 and encodes 437 amino acids. Gene Ontology annotation, biological process: pyruvate decarboxylation to acetyl-CoA. The record is from RefSeq and is a predicted model, not a curated record. Gene Ontology annotation, cellular component: intracellular membrane-bounded organelle. Gene Ontology annotation, molecular function: pyruvate dehydrogenase (acetyl-transferring) activity.